GCGAUAAUCCAACAUGGCGGACGAGUGAGAGUGUGUUUAGUGAACCUCCGUAAAACACGAGCGAUUUGGAGUGGAUUAUCAAAUCGUGUCGUGUCAAAAUUAGCUUUAUGCUGUCCUAAAAUUUCAUAGGACCUAUUGGCCAAAAACCCCGGUGGAUUUACUAGUCAUGGAUUCCACAGCUGCUGUGAUACUGCUACUGGCCGCCACACUCACCGCCAGUAACGCCCAGCUCAUCCAGCGACCGAGCAAAGAGGCGACGAUCAAAAGCGUUCGAAUUUUAUGCAACAGUAAUGAUAUCGUCGUCUCUAUCGACACUUCCGAUGCCUUUAAUGGCAUGAUCUACCCGAAAGGACUGUCCAAGAAUUCUUCAUGUAUGGCAGAGUUCAAGGAACAAACGAGUCCCAUCCUCUACAAAUUACCGCUCAAGUCCUGCAGCACCAUGAGCUCAGAGAUGGAGGACGGCAUCGAGUACUUCAACACGGUGGUGGUACAGCCACACAGGAAGCUGGUCACCAAUCAGGGACGAGGCUACCACAUCCGUUGCAAGUACCAGACCCAGGAGAAAACCGUCACCAAUGCCUUCAAUGUCAGCGGUGACUUCGUUACUGAUGCCGAAUGGAAGGCGCCCAACGGUUCCAGCUUCAUUGGAACAACACCACUUACUGCUACAGCCCCGAUGCCUGGCUGCUACAUGCGUAUCUUUGCUGGGUCACCCUCAGACAGAGCAGUUGCAGAGAAUGUACGCAUUGGUGACCCCCUCACCAUGGUAAUUUCCCUUGAUGACCAGGAGAUCUAUGGCAUGAAGGUCACAGACUGCCUUGUGAGGGAUGGUCUUGGCUGGGGAGAGCAAAUGCUCAUCAACAGUGAUGGGUGUCCAGUAGACUAUGAAAUCCUUGGAGCAUAUGAGUAUUCAUCCUCCAAGACUACAGCUUCAGUGCGCUUCCAGGCACAUAAGUUUCCCUAUACUUCAUCUGUGUACUACCAGUGUAAUGUGAAACUCUGCAUCAAGAAUGCUGGAGGCUGUGAUGAUGUGCCGCCUGUGUGUGUGGAGGGUCAGAACUUGCUUCGUCGGCGCCGUAGGGAUGUAUCUGAGGUUGAUGGAAAUGGCAACCUGAAGGAAGUAGAGGCAGAAGUUGAUGAGAACCUCACCAUUGAGGUCUUCACUGGUCUUUAUGUAAACGAGGAUGAGGAACUUCCAGACCCUGAAGGAGCCUCUGACACACUUACACCUCUGAAGGAAGAAGUAGUAGAGGAUCCCAACACAUUUUGUCUCUCUCCCAAGACUUUUGCCAUUGGCAUUGCCAUUGCAGGUCUCAUUCUAAUGGUAGCAGUUAUUGCUUCCAUCCUCAUACUAAUUUCUCGCCGUCGUAGGAGAAAGGAGGACUCUACCACCGGCUCUUCUAUAUACUCCAGCCCUUACACCAACACUGCUUACAGUCACUCCUCCUAAAAUAUUGGAAAGAGUGAAUGCCAAAAAGUGUGUUGAAGCAUCUACAAGUGUUUUCAGUUGCAUAGAUUUCUUUCUUCAUUUUAUUUCAUAGUUUGACAUGUCUGAAAAUCAUUUGAAGAAAGGCAUCAUGAAUAUCUUAAACAAUUAUGAACUUAAGUUGGACACUGACUGAUUUCUCUAAAAGUUGGAAAAGACAUUCAAAUAAUUAUGGAAGUUAUUUUACAGUGUAUUGUUAUAUAACUCCUGCAAAACAUGUGAACCUCCUGACUAAAGGGAAUAAUGAAAACUACAGCAUAAUCAAGUUUACAGUAACUGAAGAAUCAGUCACUAGGAUUACUAAGAGAAUAACUGAUAUUACACAUGACAAAAUUAUGUAUGGUAAUACAGUAUUCUCAUAUCCUGCUGAUGUGGAUACUUAGUUCUGUAUCAUGAUGCCUAUAAUAGAAAACGUAAAAUGGUGCUCCGGUAUAAAAUGUCCUAAAACAAGAUAAAGGUGCGUAAUGGAUAACAGCUUUAUUGAUACUUCACACUAUAGGAGAAAUACUAAAUACUUAAGUUAUAUACAGAUAUUCAAAUGCUUCUUUUGUAAUUUUAAUCUAUGCUCUAAACCAGUUGACAUAUUUGAAGUUUGACAGAUUCUCUGAUAAACUUUAUUAAAUGGUUGUGAAGCUUGUCUGAGAGGAUGAGAGGAAACAGGUGGCAAAAGGAACAGGGAUGUCAUGUCCAGAGUCAGUGAGAGGUAUUGCUUAUAUAAAAGUAAGAAACAUAUUGCAGUAUUGAACUAAGUUCUUAUUACAUAUUUUUAAUAUUACAUAGAUAUGUGGAUGAAAUACUGUACACCUUUCAAUUUUUUUUGUCUUAAAAUGUUAUUAAAAAUAUGACACAAGUGUAACCAUGAAUUUGAAGAUAGCAUAUAAAGUAUAUGUAAUAUUUUUCACUGCCUUCUCUGGGUUUUGAUCAAUACUCAACAGUUUUUCCCCAUGAACAUAAAACACUGCUUGAAAUAUCAGUUAGCACAGUCAAUCAUUAGGUCUGAUGACAGCAAUUAUUUAAGUUGUUAGAAUAAUUAAUUCAAGCAUUGUUUACCAAUUGGGGUCUCUGUUCCUUACCUCAAAAGUCUCCCCUCUCUUCUUGCUAAUCUUAUCAAAUAUCCGUCCAUAAAUAGAUUUUGUUCACUUCUCAGGAGUAGUACCCUGGUGAAUGAGACCUUAUUAUCUGCAUAGGCUAAGGAUAACUGCGGCAAAAGUGACUUGUGAUGCAAUAGUAACUGAUGUUUAAGUUGUGUUGUAAAAUUAUCAAGUGUUGGAUAAUGAUAGUCCCUACCAUAAUUGGAAGUAGACCGUUUCCCCAUUAGUAGACUGCAAGCAAUUGCUAAAAUAUUUAUAGGCAAUUCUACAGAUAGGAUACAAAUUGUGCUGUUAGCAAUAUGAGGUACAUGUACAUGCUCAAUUCAAUAUGUAUAUUGGUAAAAUCAAUGUGUCUAUAGUAUUAAACCUAGGAUGUAAAAAAAUACGAGUACAGCAUAUCAGAAGUGCUAUGGAACUUAAUGCUCCAUAUAUUUGAGUAAAAAACUUGUGCAGUUACUUGCAGUCCUAAUUAAUAAUUCAAAAGGGAUGUGGGCAUUAUGAAAAGAAUCUUGACUCUUCGUACUUUCCUCUGUGCUUAGCACUUAUGAAUGAUAAGGAAACAGGAUGUUCAUGAAAUUAUCAUUAAACCCUUUGACUGUUUUGGUCGUAUAUAUAUGUCUUACGCGCCACUGUUUCGGACGUAUUAAUAUGCAUAAAUUUUAGCGGCUUCAAAUCAAGCAGGAGAAAGCUGGUAGGCCCACAUGUGAGAGAAUGUGGUCAGUGUGCACCGUUUUUUUUUUAUUAAAACGCUGACUUUGAUGUGUAUUUUUGUAUAGAAUUUAUCAUUGUAUUCUCAUUUUCAUGGUCUUGCGUGAUAAAAUGGAAAACAUAUUAGAGAAAUAGAGAUGAUUUUGAUUAGUUUCACGAUGAAAACGACCUUUAAAUUGAGCUUAAAGUAGCGGAAGUGUUCGAUUUUUACUAAUGUUCAGGAGUAAGCAAAUCACACCACACAUCCAAUACACAUCAACUGGGGAGUCGAAUAUUCUUUCACUAAUGCACUGAUAUUAUUUAUACCAUUUUUACAAUAAUGCAUUAGUCUGCAUAACAGUAAAUUUUGUAUUUUUUGUAUGAAAAAAUCAAAAUAGAAAGCAAUAGUAAUAUACGAGGGGCUUAGAGACAUGACUAAUGAUAUGUUAUUUUAGUGCCAAGAAUGUCUACAUUGUUUAUUUUGGACCCUAUUUUGAAAUUGGCAUCUUUUUUAAUUUGCAUGAAAUUGGCCAAAUUGCCAAUUUCUGACCACUUCAUUGGGUAGUUCAAAUCGGUAAAUGGGCGGUUUCUUGUACUCAAAUGAUAGAAAAAAUGGAGUUCUAAAGAAAUAGCUAUGAGUUUGGUCAAAUGGAACAGCGGAAUUGGCCAAAAACAGUGCUCAAAGUUGGUGAAAUCGCCGAUGCGUUUGUCGCCAAGACGCUAACUUCGCAGGAGCAUAAUUCCGUCAGUUUUCGACCAAAUUUCGUACUUUUGGUGUCAUUACCAUCGGUUAAAGAUUCUAUAUCAUUUCAUAUGAAUUUUUU
Molecule: messenger RNA, 4088 nt
Organism: Cherax quadricarinatus
Lineage: Eukaryota; Metazoa; Arthropoda; Malacostraca; Decapoda; Parastacidae
Gene: pio
Product: piopio
Source: RefSeq, a predicted model, not a curated record